This is a messenger RNA of Cylicocyclus nassatus, 530 nucleotides long. Lineage: Eukaryota; Metazoa; Nematoda; Chromadorea; Rhabditida; Strongylidae. The record is from the annotation of a GenBank genome assembly.
UCCAAUGACGUUUUGAUAUUGUUCAGGCUCGAAUGUACUCUCAAUUCUUCUGCGCAGUUCUAACACUAACCAUAUCAUGCCUGUCUAACGCCUACAUCACUAACAAUGGACGUAUGAGAACUUUUGGGACUUAUAAUGUACCCAAGCUGGGACAAUGUGUGAUUGGUGGACCUUACGCGAGCGGUCCCAUGUACAGCUGUCAUGGAGCAACAUUCGUAGAAACGACUGGCUUUUUCCAACCAUGCACUCAACAUAGUCAAUGUUACCACGCAAGAGAACCUACGGAAUGGUGCCGCCUGCUACCACAUCAGUCUUGGACAAACGAGGGCUGUCAUUGCGACCAAAAGGUGGGAAGCUGUGUGAUCGAACGUUUCGACAAUAUGAUAGGUCAACUGCAAUGGACUUUCUGCACACCAAAAGCCGAGUUUUACUGCUGAAACACACAACUCCUUCAAAUAAAUUGUACUGCAACCCAAUGAUUCGCUUUUUAGAUUCAGAUUCUCGUUAAGUAUGGUCUAAGUCAGCUGGCU